Microdochium trichocladiopsis is the source of this 888-nucleotide messenger RNA. RefSeq names its product dienelactone hydrolase. The transcript has 5 exons. Gene Ontology annotation, molecular function: hydrolase activity. Lineage: Eukaryota; Fungi; Ascomycota; Sordariomycetes; Xylariales; Microdochiaceae. The record is from RefSeq and is a predicted model, not a curated record. The coding region runs from base 49 to 825 and encodes 258 amino acids.
GUUGCAUAGGCCGCAAUCCAGCAGCAAACACCAGACCUGACCAAAGACAUGGAAGACCGGGUUCUCGCAAAGCCUGCAGACCUCUGUUGUCUCAAGGGCGCCAUCCACACCGGCGAGCCGGUCGGCAAGAUCGAGCAGAUCGGCGGCGUCGACACCUACGUCGCUCGACCUGACCCCAGCCGCGCCAAUGGCCAUGUCUUGCUCUUCUUCCCCGAUGCGUUCGGCCUGCACGUCAACAGCUUCCUCAUGAUGGACGCGUUUGCCGACUGUGGCUACACCACUCUCGGCGUCGACUAUUUCUUGGGUGACGGGAUCAGCAAAUACUCGGCAAACCCCCUGACCGAUCCCAAUUUCGACUUCGUAGGAUGGAAGACGAAACAUCUCAAAGCCUCGGAAGAGAUCGCGGCCAAAUGGGUCGCCGACGUCAAGGAGCUGUACGGCAAAUCCGACAGCGUCAAGUUUGCCUGCGUUGGAUACUGCUGGGGCGCGCGCUUUGUCUGCCAUCAGCUAUCCGACCAGGGCAUAUGCAAGGUCGGCGCCGUCGCCCACCCUUCGUUUGUUAUGGAGAGCGAUGUCGACAAGGUCAACGGCCCUCUAUUCCUCUCCAUCCCGAGCAAAGACAAGCUUUUCGAGCCAGCCGAACGGAACCGAAUGGUUGAGAUGCUGUCCGAUGCCGACAAGCAUUUCAACAUGCAGAUUUUCUCUCAUGUCGGCCACGGAUUCGCAUCCCGCACUCGUCUAACCGAUCCGUAUGAGAAAUGGGCCAAGGAGCAGAGCUUCAAGAGCUUUGUUGACUGGUUCGACUUUUGGCUGGCGAAAUCAUAAAAAAGGGCGGUUCGGUCAAAGAGAGAUGGCUUGAAUGGGUAUUAACGUUAAGCCAUGGGGCAG